ACUGUGUGUUUGGUGUAGGCUUACAUUGGCGUGAUGUUUUGAUAACAGUGUAAUUCUCUCUCGAACAAGAUAGGUUUUAUCAAUAAAGGGCUUUAUUACAGACAGAAAUACUCCUCAGCACCCACCUCUGCAGUUGUGAGGCUGGUUUGAUGUAAUGCCAAAAUCUCUAAAAAGACAUUGGAGGCAGCUUAUGGUAGAGAAAUGAACAUUACAUUCUAUGGUAACAGUUCUGGUGGAUGCAGUCAGCAUGCCAAUUGCAAACUCCCUCAAAACUUGAGACAUCUGUGGCAUUGUGAUGUGUGGCAAAGCUGCCUGUGUGACCUUUUAUUGUCCCCAGCACAAGGUGUACAUAUGUAAUGAUCAUGAUGUGGUAUUUCUCUGGUCCACGCGCAUGAGCAGGAUGAAUAGAGAAGUCUCUGACUGCAGUGUGCAGUUCCGGGCCGUGCUCAAUGUGGGCGGAGUCAAACGCGUUUAACCCGAACCCUUCCCGUCUCUUUCAAGAUCACCCAAGUUGAGGUAAAUGUUGAAGGCAUCAACGUCAGCAAAUAUUAAUCGAACCUAACCUACAUGGAUAUAAAUAUCAACCAUGGAAAAACAUUGCUCGGAUCUUGGACCUUGGAGAACUUUUGGUGUGGAUGAUCAGUAUGCUCUGUACAUUGCAGUGGAAGCACAGUGUGAUUUCACUGAGGAAAACAUGCAGCAAAUUAUGCGACGGUGGUGCCUUGUUCUGCAGAACUUUCCCAUGUCGUCUGAAGAAGAGAGGUUGAAAGAUUGAAAAAGGUGGUGGAAACAAAACACAUUACAGGUAGGUGUCAUAUGAUGAGUGGUAUAGUCUUAAACCAAUGUUUAACGUCUUAAACCCUCCCUCCAAUAUAUUUCAGGUUGAUGUAGAAGAUGUCCCCCCCCCCCCCCCCCCCCAAGCAUGUCACAUCAGCAUCCAGCUCUACAGGAUCAGAUGAUACUGAAAACAAAAUGCACGGACAACUGGGAGCUGUGAACUGGCUAUGUAGUCUACUGAAGCAGAUGCUCUUCUAAGGGGCACCCUAGAGGCAGCAAGGUGGUGCGAACUCAACAUAUAAAGGCAUUGUUUCCUUCCAUAGUGUAAUUGGGAUGGACGGGGAAGACCGCAUUACAACCCUUAAAGAACUACGGUUGUAUGAUGGCCAGGAUGAAGAGGAAAAUAUUCUCCUCAAGGAACCAUUCAUGUUACAGAGAGAUUAUGAGAUGUUCUAUGUGGAGGCAGUUGACAACAAGAAAAUUACUGUCUUUGCCUCUUGAGGAGCAGGAGUGAAGCCAUUUUUGAGGAGUGGUCAAACCUUGUUUUUGUCUGCUGUUUUAAUUGUGUUAUGUGGUUUGGUAAAGAUGACGUAGAAGUCACCCGAGUCUCUGAUCUCUUUACUGGAGCUGGUAUAACUUAAUGUACAAAGCACAUUCAGCUUGUCUAUAUGGUAUAGUCUGUCUCCAUUCUCAUGAGGAAAGUAAAUAGCAUCCAGAUAGGUAGUGUGUGUGUGUGUGUGUGUUCAAUAAUAUAAUUACAAAGUUAUAACACUUAUCAACGCAAUUUUAACAGUAUAUGACAUACAUAACAAGUCUGUUCACUGCAACAAUAUCAGUAGCUUGUCUCAAAUAUAGCAUGAAGCAAAAAGUGUUACAACACAUCUGCUGGUACCACUUUAAAUAAUAUUUCUUAAGAUCUUUAAAAAUGAAUUACGUUUGUAUUGAACAUGUGCCUUGUGCAAACGUGUGUGUUUGUAUUCAGUGUGACUGCCAAACUUCAGAUGGACAAAAAAAGGUGGGUGGGGUCAAGCUUUUGACUCCGCCCGUAUGGAGCCGGGCCUCGAUUUGCACACUGCAGUCAGGGGUACUGGAGAAAUAUGCGCAGCUCGAAUGCUGCGUUCCAACCAAGUGGGAGAUGGUAUUUACCACAAACGACUGAGAAAAUACACGAUGCGCAUCCAACUCGUAAUUAAUAGUGGGGAAACUCGUAUAUCAUGUCACGUUCAAAACAACUGGGAACUCGGAAAUCUCUGACUUCCGACUUUAGUGAGUUCAAAACAACUGGGAACUCUGGGGGAAAAACGAGCUCCGGCUGGGAGAGAUCAAUUUGAACGGUCACCCUACUCGGGGAAAUCGGGCCUCUUUCUAACCUGAAAAUUGCUGCGUCAUCCUUCCGACUUCUCCCACAUGCUGACCUCAUGUCACCUACUAAGGAAAUUACCUCAAUAACAGCAUUUUCGGCAGUUAAAUGUAACAGCAAGACAUUCUAUAUACAUAAAAAGCAAUCUAUUAAUAGGGUUUUUGAACACUACCAGUUGUUUACAAGCACAAUAGACAUACUUUUAGUUAAUGGUUGACACAGCUUGUUGGCCAUCAGCCAAUCGGCGUUUCUCAACGCGUUCAAAGCAUAUGAAUGUAUUUACGACUUCACCACUGGUAAUUACUACCUUUCCUUUUGGUUAUGAAUGCAGCAUUAUUGCCUCUGACACAUGCGCUUGGACCAUUUGUGUGAAAACACUAGUGCUUUUUUUGUGGGCGUAACAUGGGCGGAUCCAAAAUGCAGUACAUUUUGGCUCUGUUCGAUUACUUUGAAGAUGUAUCCAACCUUUCUUCCUCGAGGUUUACAUCUUCAUAUAUAAUGUAAAUCAAUGGUGCACACACGAAUCUGUUUGAAAGCGGAAAGGUGAAAGGAAGGAUUCAACAUAUAUAUCUCGCAGGUCUGUGAUUGCUCCAAUUAAUGUAUGGUUUGCUCAAAAGGAAGGACAUUAAACGUUUGUCAUUGGAGCCUGCUGAAAGCUUCUUCACGCCUACUUUACAGAAACUCACCGUCUGCCUCUGAUUUGUGGUGAUCCAUGCAAGGUACACAAUGUCCACCUCUGAUCCAGUGGUUAGCGCUGCAGGUUCGGUGGUAUCGGACCCUCAACACUCUCAGAAACUUCUCAAGGCCCUUCGCUCAUUCUGGAUAGAACAAUGCUUCCAAGACGCAGUGUUAGUACUGGAAGGGGAAAAGAUUCCAGUCCAGAAAAACAUUUUGGCUGCGGCUAGUCCAUAUAUCAGAACAAAGCUGAACUACAACCCUCCAAAGGAAGAUGGAUCCAUGUACACCAUUGAGCUCCAGGGAAUCUCUGUCACUAUCAUGAAGCAGAUAUUGGACUACAUCUUUAGUGGGGAGAUCAGUCUGAGUGAGGACACCAUUCAGGACAUGGUCCAGGCCGCUGACCUGCUGCUCUUGACAGACCUGAAGUCCCUGUGCUGCCAGUUCCUGGAGAGCUGCAUUGCUGCAGAGAACUGCAUUGGGAUCCGGCUUUUCUCUCUACAUUACUGCCUUCACCAUGUUCACCAUGCUGCCACAGACUUCCUUCAGACACAUUUCUGUGAUGUGGCCGUCACGGAGGAGUUUAGGGAGUUACCUCCAGACCGGCUGUGCGAGAUCCUGUCGAUGGACAAGCUCAACGUGGGCAAUGAGAAACAUGUCCUGGAGGCUGUGGUGCGCUGGCUUGACCAUGACCUGGAGGAACGGAGGGUACACAUGAAAGAGGUGAUGUCAUCGGUGUGGAUCCAGGGGCUGGACCAGGGUUACCUGAGGGAGCAGAUGUUAGGAGAGCCCUUGAUGAGGGAGGUGAUCCGGGAGUACUGCAACGCUCCACUGGGGGGCGCAACACUGCAGGGCGAGGCUCUUUUAGCCGCCUUCAAACCUCGUGGCUACUCUGAGUGCAUUGUCACUGUAGGGGGGGAGGAGAGAGUAACGAGGAAGCCGUCAGCCAUGAUACGCUGCAUGUGUCCACUCUAUGACCCAAACCGCCAGCUGUGGAUCGAGCUGGAACCGAUGAGCAUUGGGCGAAUAGGGCAUGGGGUGCUGGCAGCAGAGGGCCAUCUCUUUGUGAUGGGUGGCAUGGAUGAAACCAAGACAGUCCUGAGCAGUGGAGAGAAAUAUGACCCAAACACAAACACUUGGACCCCCAUUCCUUCCAUGAAACAGGCGAGGCAGAACUUUGGUGUUGCUGAGCUGGAUGGGAUGAUCUAUGUGUUGGGAGGAGAGGAAGAGGACAUGGAGCUCCUGACUGUGGAGGUGUUCGACCCUCACUAUAACACCUGGACAACCCAAACCAGCAUGACCAUGGUCCGCAAGGUUGGCUGCUAUGCCACCAUGAAAAAGAAGAUCUAUGCCAUGGGUGGUGGGUCAUAUGGAAAGCUGUACGACUCAGUAGAAUCUUAUGAUCCAAAGACCCAGCAGUGGACUGCAAUCUGCCCUUUGAAAGAGAGAAGGUUUGGCUCAGUGGCGUGUGGUGUGGGUCAGGAGCUCUAUGUGUUUGGAGGCGUGAGGAGCCGUGACUCAGACAACCCAGAAUCCAGCACCAUGACCACCUGCAAGUCCGAGUUUUUCCAUGAUGAGAUGAAAAGAUGGAUAUACCUGGAUGACCAGAAUCUCUGUGUUCAGACCAGUUCCUCCUUUGUAUAUGGAGCUGUCCCCAUUGGAGUCAGCAUUUAUGUGGUGGGAGACCUAGACACUGGUACAACCUAUGACUAUGUGAGGGAAUUCCGUCGUAGCUCGGGGACGUGGCACCGCACCAAGCCCAUGCUGACAUCUGAUCUGUGCAAGACGGGCUGUGCAGCCCUGCGCAUCGCUAACUGCAAACUGUUCCGUCUGCAGCUGAAGCAGGGCCUGUUUAGACACAGGGUCCCAUCGUCAUAGAAAGCACCUAAAGGAGUGGCAUUGUCUCCACAUCUUUUGGCUAUGGGCACAGCAAUGGGACAUAAGAAUGGAGGUUGAAGAAGGGACCCUCCAAUGGGGAUGUUUGGAGUAUUUAUCUGCAUAUUUUGCUGACUUUAUUAGGGUUCAUGAGGGUAUUAUUGUAUGUGCGAUCUUGCUUGAAGAGGGAUCACUUUUUAAACAUGGCCUUAUUUCAUUGCAAUUUAACAGUGGGAAUGAUUUGUAAAAACAUUUUACUGACAUUCCCCAUUUGCUUUUUAUGUUUACUACAUUUUUGCUGCUGCUUGGUGGGUUUUAGAGAAUGUAACACUAUUUUUAAGGGGUGAAAAGGAAGAAUUACAUUUUAGCAGACACGCUUAUCCAGAGCCACUUACAGGAGCAAUUAGAUUAAAGUGCCUUGUUCAAGGGCACAUCUACAAAUGUUUCACCUAGUCGGCUCGGGAAUUUAAACCAGCAACCUUUCACUUAACCACUAGGCUCCCUGCCGCCUAGUAGUACUGUAAUUUGUCACCUAGCCUGUAAUUUUUAAGGAAAAUCUAGACCCAUGUCUAACACUGUA
Molecule: messenger RNA, 5267 nt
Organism: Oncorhynchus kisutch (coho salmon)
Lineage: Eukaryota; Metazoa; Chordata; Actinopteri; Salmoniformes; Salmonidae
Product: gigaxonin-like
Exons: 18
Coding region: 2864-4690 (608 amino acids)
Biological process (GO): cytoskeleton organization
Molecular function (GO): protein binding
Source: RefSeq, a predicted model, not a curated record